Messenger RNA from Nilaparvata lugens (brown planthopper), 3580 nucleotides. RefSeq names its product synaptic vesicle membrane protein VAT-1 homolog-like. The coding region runs from base 123 to 1412 and encodes 429 amino acids. NCBI's taxonomy places the organism in Eukaryota, Metazoa, Arthropoda, Insecta, Hemiptera, Delphacidae. The record is from RefSeq and is a predicted model, not a curated record. Gene Ontology annotation, molecular function: zinc ion binding; oxidoreductase activity. The transcript has 9 exons.
GACGCUGUUUCGGUUCGGUUCGGCGUCAGUUGCCUGUUGUCUGGUUGCAGAGUGGUAGCCUACUUGUUGAUCAGCGCAUUCGUUCGGUACGCCAACUUUCAACAACUUCCACAAACUUCACCAUGUCUGAGGAACCAGAAACCAAGUCUGCCGAAACUCCCAAGACCGAGCCGGAGCAAGAUGCUGCCGCAAAAACUGAGGAAGCAGCCGACAAAACUCCAGAGGAGCCACCGAAAGAGAUGCGAGCCGUGGUUUUGACCGGUUUCGGCGGCCUCAAAACUGUUAAGAUUCAGAAAAAGCCAGAGCCGGCUACUCUUGCUGAAGGAGACGUGCUGAUUCGCGUUAAAUCAUGCGGUGUGAACUUCCUAGAUGUGAUGGCCCGGCUGGGUCUGCUGGACUCUUUGCCCAAAAACCCCUUCAUCAUGGGCUUUGAAUGCGCUGGAGUCGUUGAAAAAACACACGAGAAUGUGGAAAACUUCAAGGUGGGCGACAGAGUGAUGGCGCUGCCGGAGUGUGGCGCUUGGGCUGAGCUGGUGGCAGUGCCGCAACAGUAUGUGUUUGCCAUUCCCGCUGAGCUGUCAUUUGCCGAGGCCACCGCCUUCAUGACUAGCUUUGUCAUCGCGCACAUCCUGCUCUUCGACUUGGGAGGCCUGGCUCCGGGCAAGAGUGUGCUUAUCGACUCGGCCGGCGGUGGAGUUGGUCAGGCAGUUGCCCAACUGUGCAAGACGGUGAAGGAUGUUGUGGUGUUCGGAGUGGCAUCCAAAGUGAAGCACGAGGCCAUCAAGAGCUCUGUCGACCAUGUUCUUGAGAGAGGAACCGAUUACCUCAGUGAGGUUCGAAAAGUUUCUCCAGAAGGAGUCGAUCUUUUCCUGGAUUGUGUGUACGGAGAAGAUUGCAAUAAGGGAUAUUCUGCUUUGAAACCUCUUGGAAGAUAUGUUUUGUAUGGAUCUUCGGGCAUUGUAACGGGAGAGACAAAGAGCUUGUUCAGCGCAGCACGUAGUUGGUGGCAAGUGGACAAGAUCAUUCCAAUCAAGCUGUUCGACGAGAACAAGACGUUGUCUGGGCUGAACUUGCGUCGCCUGCUCCACCAGCAGAACGGCUCCGCGUACAUCAACAGCACCUACCAGAAGGUGCUCGCUCUCUGGAGGGACAAGCAGAUCACCCCUCUGGUCGACUCCACGUUCGCUCUCGAAGAUGUGGCUGAAGCCAUGCAGACGAUCCAUGACCGCAAGAAUGUGGGAAGAAUCGUGCUGGACCUGAGUCUAGAGCCGAAACCAAAGCCGGCCACUCCCGCUAAAGGAAAGGCCAAGAACAAUGACAAAGACGAGAAGAAGAAGGAGGAGGAUGAGAACAAAGAAAACAAAGAGAACAAGGAUUCACCUGAUGCAGAGAAAAAAGAAAAUGCGAGUUGAGCUGCUGAAGAAAGUUAAUCUAUAUAUUUAUAUAAAAAUUAUGUUAUAUAGAUCUAUUUAAAGUUCAGAUUAUAGCAUGAGUGUUGAGUUAGUUUUAUAAGAAAGUUCCUGAUGGAUGAGUUAUGAGAAGUAUAUUCUUCAACAAUAUUUGGAAAUAUUUUUAUUUUUACGAAUGAACCUUUUACAGCUCGCUAAUAGUUUUCAAAGAAAAUAAAAAUGCUUUAUUUGCUGAAUUCCCUAAUAAGAAAUUCGCAACCAUGGGGAACGUCGAUUAUUGGUUAAAAGUAUUUAUUGUGACUUGAUGAGUUUGUUGAAAAUAACUUCGAACUGCCACCGUCAAUAUCAUUUCAAUUGCUUUUUUUCUACAAACAUAAAUGUUAUGAAUCUAGUUUAAUCAUCGUUUCAUUUUCCAAUUUCCAAUGAUACUUUCAUGGAUGAUCUGGAAAAAGAAUAUUCCAACUAGAAAUGUAUUAAAAUUCAAUUAAUAUUCUAUAAUUUAUUGUUGGAUAGUAUCCAUCUUAUUGUUACUGAGAGUAAUCUAAUACUACAACUACUACUGGAGCAUCUUUAUCAAUUUUAUCGGUCAAUGUGUAUAAAUGUGUUGCUUCGAACAUUCAUUCUAUUGCAUAUCAGCUUUUAAUGGCAUCUUGUAUUUAAUCUUAUGAAAUGAGCAAACUGUGUAUUUUACCUUGUAUGUAAUGCUUGAUAUUAUGUCCUCAAAUUGGACAAUUAUCCGUUCCAUGAAACCACCAAUUACUAUUAAUACGCCAGGUGUGAGGUGUUAACAAUAUAGGCUAUGUCAUCGAAAAAAUGUUUUUCAACCAACUCGGUAGCUAUUGUCAUGGAUUUUUUCUGGAACCAACACUAAUGAAAUAUUAUAUCUAUAUAUUUGUCUAUCAUAUUCGAAUAUUCCUACCAGUGUUGUAUUAAAUAAAUUAUUGUUAUAAUAUCGUUGAAUGAAUGAAUUUUUAGAUGAUCUAUUGCUAUUGGAACUUACUCCAUCAUUCAAGCCUCUUAGAGAAAUUCAAUAAUUAUUUUAUCAAUUUUAUUUUAUAGACAACAACCCUUACAUGUGUAAAUUUUCUUAUUGAUUGUAAUUUUAUGUUUGUAUUUUUAUAGUAUUCUAUUUUUAGAAUGAUUUAUGUGAAUAGUAACAAAAAUAGAACUAUAUUUUUACCAAAAACUUUUAACUUUUAUCUGUUCUCACAUUGGAUAAUAUCAAUAUUUUUAACAUUGAAACAACUCAAGAGAAUUUUGAAGAACAUAUCCUGUGUAGGAAAGUUAGAUAGUCAAGCCUCAACAAUCAAUCUUGAAUCUUAAAACUAAAAUAGGAAUUCUAUUAAAUCAUAGAUGAAAUUUAAAUGAGGACCAAAACUCACAUCCGUCCAAAAAAUGGUGAAUGUGGUGAACAAUUGAGUAAUCUUUCCAAGUUUUAUUGGCAGUAUAAUUAUGAUUAUACUGUACUUCAUUCCAGUAGAUUGUUUCAAUGAUUCAAGAACUUUGUAAGAGUGGAAAAAAUAUAGUUUAGAAAGAAUAGUAAUAAUAUUGCUAAAGCUUAGUUGGAACUGGUUGUAGGUACAGUUGAUUACGCUUAAAUAGGCAUAUUAAAUUUCAUGGUCCUCAAAAAUAUCAAAGAAUAAUAAUUGAGGUUGAGCUCAUUCAAAACCUUCUUUGAAAUGAUUUAUUUCGUUUUCUUAUAUAAUUCGAGGCACAAAGUUCACUAUAAAAUUGGAACUGUCUACUCUGGAGAGCUUAUAUCUAGCUAACAAUUCAAAAUAUUUUGAAGUACCAGUACAAUAUAAUAAAUUAUCAAUUUUUUCAACAAACCAGACGUUUUGUAAAUUCACAUGUACUCUAAUCAAAUUCACAAUAUUAUUUCUUAUGCAAAUGCUAAUGUUAUAAAUGUUACUAUUAUGUUUUGAAUGAAUGCCGAAAAUAUAAAAUUCAGAUGGAUAUUCUAUAUUGUUCUCAAUGAUAUUCUCUAUGAUACUGAAAGGAUUUAUAAAUACUUUCGAUAUAUUUCAUAUCCCGCCUUCACAACAAUAAUUUGUAAGCUGCUUGUCUGUGUUAAAUGUAUGUAACCGUUAAUAUAAAUUAUUGUAAGUAAGGAUCUCUCUAGCAUGUAAUAUCAUAUAUUUGAGACCAAUAAACGUAUGAAUUUCAAAGUA